AUGGAGAAAAGAGUACUUACUGACAGUCAAGGUCAUCCAGUAGCUGAUAACUAAAACUCUAUUACAGCUGGAACAAAAGGACCUAUCAUUUUAUCAGAUAUUCAUUUGAUUGAUAAACUUGCUAGAUUCGACAGAGAAAGGAUUCCUGAAAGAGUUGUGCACGCGGUCGGUUCUGGUGCAUAUGGUCAUUUUGAAUUGACAAAAUGUUGUUCUUAAUGGACAAAAGCUUAAUUUUUAAAUGGGCAAGGAAAGAAAACCCCAAUUGUGGUGAGAUUCUCAACAACUCUGGGAGAAAGAGGUUUCCCAGAUACAGACAGAGAUCCCAGAGGAUUCGCUAUUAAAUUUUACACUGAAGAGGGCAUAUUUGAUAUGGUGGGAAACAAUACUCCAUUUUUUUUCAUCAAGGAUCCAAUAAAGUUUCCUGAUGUUAUCCACAGCAGAAAGAGACAUCCUCAAACGAAUUUGAGAGAUCCAAAUAUGUCUUGGGACUUCAUCAGCUUGAAUCCUGAAAGUAUUCAAAACAUCAUGUUUUUAUUCUCUGAUCGUGGACUACCUAGCUGCUACAGACAUAUGGACGGAUUUGGAGCCCAUUCAUUCAGAUGGGUUAAUGCCAAAGGAGAAGCUUUUUUUGUGAAAUAUCAUAUUAAGACUACACAUGGACAUCAGCCUCUUCUUCCAGAAAAAGUCAAAGAAGUUGAGUAUGACUAUCAGCAAAAAGAUUUGUACGAAUGGAUUGCAUCGGGAAAAGAAGUUACAUAUACAUUCAACAUUCAAGUCAUGCCUGAGAAGGAUGCUGAUACCUACAGAUAUGAUGUCAAUGAUAUCACAAAGGUCUGGCCUCACGGAGACUAUCCCAUGAUACCAAUUGGUAAAUUGGUCUUGAACAGAAAUCCUAUUAAUUACUUUGCCGAAGUAGAGUAAGUAGCUUUUAAUCCUGGUAAUGUAGUACCUGGCAUUGAAUUUUCAAAUGACAGAAUUCUGAAUGCUAGAGUAUUCUCCUACCCAGAUGCCUAGAGGUACAGGCUUGGAGUUAACUUUGAUUAAAUUCCGGUUAACUGCCCAAUGCAAGGAAACAACAAGCUCGGCGUGACUCACUACAGUCGUGAUGGAACUAUGAACAUAAAUGGAAAUGGUGGAAAUGGACCAAACUAUGAGCCUAAUUCUCAUGGAGGUCCUGUCGAAGAUCCAAAGUAUGAUUGGUAGACAACUUAGAUUGCAGGACCACUUGCUAGAACAAAGCAUUCAGAUUUAAUUAGAAACAACCCAGACAUUGACUAUGAGCAACCCAGACAACUUUGGGCCAAAGUGAUGACUGACUGGCACAGAUAACAUCUCGUCGAUAAUAUGGUUAAGUCAAUGACAAAAUGCAAAAUUGAUAUCAAACAAAGAAUGAUCAAACUUUGCUACAGAGUUCACCCAGACUUCGGCACAAGCAUUGCCAAGGGGCUUAACAUGCAAGUUGAGGCACCAAAACUUUGA
Molecule: messenger RNA, 1479 nt
Organism: Stylonychia lemnae
Lineage: Eukaryota; Ciliophora; Spirotrichea; Sporadotrichida; Oxytrichidae
Source: the annotation of a GenBank genome assembly